Molecule: messenger RNA, 1595 nt
Organism: Papilio machaon (common yellow swallowtail)
Lineage: Eukaryota; Metazoa; Arthropoda; Insecta; Lepidoptera; Papilionidae
Product: Bardet-Biedl syndrome 4 protein
Exons: 11
Coding region: 24-1595 (523 amino acids)
Biological process (GO): cilium assembly; protein localization to cilium
Cellular component (GO): ciliary basal body
Molecular function (GO): protein binding
Source: RefSeq, a predicted model, not a curated record
AGUAUACUUUACCUGAAAAUAUAAUGACACAGGUUUUCAAUUCUCGGAACUGGCUGCUGCACGCCAGAUAUGUCAGAGGAGAACAUGUAAUGUGCUCAGAAUUAUCAGACGAAUUACAAAAUAAAAAUGGUAACAGACAUAUUUACGCGCAUUUCAUAAAGGGUUUAGUAUUAGCUGACGCCGGUCGUCUGCAGGAAGCUAUGGAUCGUUUUCACAGCUGCAUCAAAUUAUAUUCACAAGACCCUGAACCCCUAAAACAAGUAGCUAGAUGUUUAUAUCGUCAAGAUCGAUUCCAGUUAUCUUAUGAAGCUUAUCUGGAAGCUGACAAAUUAGCGAAACAUCCCGAUGCCGAAAUUUAUUGUGGCUUAGCCGAGUGUUCGUGGAAGGUUGGGGAGGUGGCACGCGGGGUGGAAUGGGCGCGGGCGGGGGUGCAGGCUGGAGGAGGUGAACGCGCGGGGGCGCUGCUGGCGCGUCUGCUGCUCGCCUGUGAUCAACUAGAGCCAGCAUUGCAGGCCUAUGAUCAAACUAUAGCUGCAAACGCUUGUGGCGCGGACACGCUAGCAGCGGCAGGUGCGCUACGGUUGCGCGCUGGGGACCCGCGUGGAGCCUUCCAGUUGCUGGGCGCGGCGCUAGCCCAGCAACCCGGCCAGCACGCCGCCGCACUCGCCCUGGCAGCCAUGCUGCUGCAGCACGGGGACGCGCCCGCAGCACUCGCCCGGCUCAAGGCAGCCCUCACCACGCAUCCAACGUGCGUCGCGGCUCAUUCCAAUCUAGGCCUAGCUCUGCUCACUAGGAAGAAGUAUAUUGCUGGGUUGACGUGUCUGCAGCGAGCAGUGCAAUGGGCGCCACUGAGCGCGCGGGCGGCGCACAAUCUUGCACUGGCCCUGCUCGUCUGCCGCCGGCCCGCAUCCGCCUUCUGCCGGUUGGCCAGCGCCACAGCACUGCAACCGCAACAACCUCACACGGUUCUCCUCCUAGCAAUAGCGUUAGAACGUCUAGGUGACAGUCGUGCUGAUGCAGCAUACGCCCGGGCGCUGAGCCUGGCGCCACACGACGCUCUCGUCAGCGUCAACGUGGCCGCGAGACACGGCAGGGCUGGCCGGCUGCAGCUCGCAGUGGAAGAGGCGAGCAAUACCUCACAGCUUCUGCGAGAUGGCAACAAGGCUGAUGCACACCUUGCAAGUUCUUUGUCAGUUCUGAUGAGUCUACUUGAAGAUGCCGGUGCGCAGUUUGAGAUGUCAAAUGCUCCGGUGCUUGAAAACCCGGUAGAAGAUCGAGAAGACCGGAAUGAUGUGAUCAAUGAUAACCUCGCUUCUGAUGAAAUGGAAUGCAAGGAGAGGAGAGCUGGUUUAGUUGUUCUACCGCCACUUAUCAUAGGUUACGAUGAGUUUAAUAUAGAAGAAACAGAGGAAGACGAGACUAAAAAUGUAAAAGAAAAUGCUGAAGAAGAUCAGAGUAAUACUUCUGAACUUGUACCUGAAGCACGCAGGAAAGCUUUCGAUGAAGAAGGAUCAAAUAAGGGAUAUGAAAAUUAUAAUUCACAUGUAACACAGCCAUAUUGUGAUAUUGUUGCUUUGGCAUUCUGGGGGUCCUGA